This is a messenger RNA of Protopterus annectens (West African lungfish), 3538 nucleotides long. Its product is annotated as 72 kDa type IV collagenase-like. Gene Ontology annotation, biological process: extracellular matrix organization; response to hypoxia; tissue remodeling. Lineage: Eukaryota; Metazoa; Chordata; Ceratodontiformes; Protopteridae. Gene Ontology annotation, cellular component: extracellular matrix. The coding region runs from base 312 to 2288 and encodes 658 amino acids. Gene Ontology annotation, molecular function: metalloendopeptidase activity; zinc ion binding. The record is from RefSeq and is a predicted model, not a curated record. The transcript has 14 exons.
AUUGCAGGUUUCCCGCAAAUUCAUCUGGCUCACAGAUUAAUGCUUACUCUGUGGCAGUCCUCUGAAAAGAUCCUUUGUGCUGAGCAUAUCUGCCUACAAACAACCAUAAAGAUUUGAAGCAUCUGCAUGCCAAAGACAGCACAUCUGGAACAUACACAUCACACAAAGGAAAUGCUAUAGCAAGCAGAAAUUAACGACAACGUGCAGGCAGCCAAGAACAGAUUGCUAAAAGUAGAUUGUGCUGGCUUGGCACAUUUGGACUGCGAGUAUAUGUUUAUGAACUAAAACAAAAGAACAGUGUCUUGAAGAAGAUGUGGACAAUGGCAGAUUCAAGAGCCUAUGGUUUAAUUCUGAAUCUAGCAUUUGUAUAUGCUUUUCUUUUACAUCAAACAUUAGCAGCUCCUUCACCUAUAAUUAAAUUCCCUGGAGAUAACACCUCUCAGACAGAUAAAGAACUGGCAGUGCAAUACUUGAAUAAAUUUUAUGGCUGCCCACAAGACAACUGCAACUUAUUUGUCCUUAAAGAUACUCUGAAGAAAAUGCAGAAAUUCUUUGGACUUCCAGAAACUGGUGAACUGGAUCAGCAAACAGUGGAGACAAUGAAAAAGCCCCGUUGUGGCAACCCAGAUGUUGCAGGCUACAACCAUUUUCCAGGACGGCUUAAGUGGGACAAAAACGAACUUACAUACAGGAUUUUAGGAUACACACCUGAUCUGGAUCCAGAAAUUGUUGAUGAUGCAUUUGUACGUGCAUUUAACGUUUGGAGUGAUUAUACACCAUUAAAGUUUAAAAGACUCACAGAUGGAGAUGCAGAUAUUAUGAUUAACUUUGGUCGCUGGGAACAUGGUGAUGGGUAUCCAUUUGAUGGUAAAGAUGGCCUGCUGGCUCAUGCCUUUGCUCCUGGGCAAGGAAUUGGAGGUGACACACAUUUUGAUGAUGAUGAGCUGUGGACAUUGGGAGAUGGACAAGUUGUAAAGGUGAAAUAUGGCAAUGCAGAUGGAGAAAUUUGUAAAUUCCCAUUCCUCUUCAAUGGAAAAGAGUAUACCAGCUGUACAUCUGAAGGUCGGAAUGAUGGCUUUCUGUGGUGCUCAACAACAUACUAUUUUGAUGAAGAUGGAAAAUAUGGAUUCUGCCCCCAUGAAUCACUCUUCACAUUUGCUGGGAAUAGUGAUGGGCAGCCCUGCAAGUUCCCAUUCACAUUCGAGGGCAAGCAAUAUGACAGCUGUACAACGGAAGGCAGAAGUGAUGGGUAUCGGUGGUGCGGAACUACAGAAAACUAUGACACUGAUAAGAAAUAUGGAUUCUGCCCUGAGACAGCCCUUUCUACAGUUGGUGGCAAUGCUGAGGGUGCUCCUUGCCAAUUCCCAUUUAUUUUCCUUGGAGAAAAGUUUGACUCAUGUACCACUUCUGGGCGCAGUGAUGGGAAGCUUUGGUGUGCAACUACUGGCAGCUUCGAUAAUGACCGCAAGUGGGGCUUUUGUCCUGAUCAAGGUUACAGCAUUUUCUUGGUUGCAGCUCAUGAGUUUGGCCACGCCUUGGGACUAGAACACUCAAAUGAUCCAGGAGCACUGAUGGCUCCAAUGUACACUUAUUCCAAGAAUUUCCGUCUCUCACAGGAUGACAUUCAAGGGAUUCAGUCACUGUAUGGUCCAUCACCUGAUAAGCCAGUACAACCAACACAGGGACCUGUGACCCCCAUGAACAUCUGUAAAGAGGAGAUUGUCUUUGAUGCAGCAGCAUCGAUACGAGGAGAAACAUUCUUCUUCAAAGACAGAUUCCUGUGGAGAACAACAAAUCCACGUGCUGAACCAAAUGGCCCGAUGCUUGUUGCUACAUUUUGGUCUGAACUGCCAGAUAAAAUUGAUGCUGCUUAUGAAGAUCCUCAAGAAGAAAAAACUGUGUUUUUCUCAGGAAAUGAAUACUGGGUUUACACUGCAAGUACUUUGGAGAGAGGCUUUCCAAAAAAGCUCACAAAUAUUGGUUUGCCCCCUGAUGUACAACGAGUAGAUGCUGCUUUUAACUGGAGUAAAAACAAAAAUACCUACAUUUUUGCCAAAGAUCAGUUCUGGAGAUUCAAUGAAGUGAAAAAGAAGAUGGAUCCUGGUUUCCCAAAACUAAUUGCAGAUGCUUGGAAUGGGGUUCCUGAUGACCUUGAUGCAGUUCUGCAGUUCAACAAUGAUGGACAUACCUAUUUCUUCAAGGACUGGUACAACUUAAAACUGGAUGACAGCAGCCUGAAGAUUGUAAAAGUUGGAAAUGUGAAGAGGGAUUGGCUAGGGUGUAGAUAACCCAGCAUUAAAAAGUGAUGCCAUAUUAUUUGCACCCUUAUCCCUGUGUUCUAAUCUGAAUGUAGAAGAAUAGUGAAUAGCUUUUUAGUGGUACAGUCUGGUACUGGAACCCUUAAACAAUCCGUGCAAGCUCUGUUUAUUAAAGUUUGUUGAACAAGUAGCAUUUGAUUAUGUAUUAUUAUGACUUGUACUGAAAUACUGUGGAUGAAUCCGCAAGUCUUCCAUUGGGACAGUAUCAUAUAAAGCUCCAUGUGCAAUGUGGCAACAGCAUAGCAAACCUUCAUUUUGGAUCAUUAUUGUGUAUGAUUUUUAAACUGCAUCUAAGCAAGGUACUUCUAAACAUUUAAAAUACAACAGUAUUUCACUAGCUGUUGUUGCAAAUGGAAUAUCAAAAGUGUGUGACAUAAACGUUUAUUGCAAUGAUUGCAACUUUUAUUUCAGAAAGUGUUAAGCAACACUAUUAUGUUGUGAAUGCUCUUCUAAGCUGGUUUAGAAUCACAUCUUGCAGAUUUCCAAAGACAUAAGUGCAGCAGAAUGCUAUUCUUGAAAAUAUUCUUUGUGUGGUUUGUGGAAAUUAGUAUUUUGCUUCUCAGUGUCUACAAUGCUGUGUCAAAUCAUUAUGAAACCAAUGGACCUUGGGAUACAAAUUAUCAUUUGUUCAGAAAUCUAAUGGAGACCAUACUGCACAUGCAGACAGAAAACACAUGCACAGAAAGGUGGAUACCUUACAUUUUAAUGCACAGGUUUUAUGAGACAGCUACUAGAGCUUUUGGACCAAUGUGACACGUUAUCAUGAGCUAGUAAGUCACUGAAUCUAUGUACAGUGUUUUUAUAACCACUUCUAGUCAGGGUGAACAGAAUACAUCAUUUACCAUUGCCUAAAAGAACGAUUAUUAAGAAUAUACCACUGUAUAAACAUGUUUAGACCUAUGACACAGGGAAUGUUGGUGUGUGUGUGUGUGUGUGUGUGUGUGUGUGUGUGUGUGUGUGUGUGUGUGUGUGUGUGUGUGUGUGUGUGUGUGUGUGUGUCUGUAUAAAAGGGAAGGUCUUUCAUGAAUGAUUCACUAGAACUAGUAUCCAUUUUGGAGACAAAGACAUUUAGCAUGUUACUCAGAUGGUACGUGACAUUUUUUCUCACACCAGUAUUGUAAUGUAUCUUACUAUAUGUUGCUGAAGGACUUGGGAAGUCUAAAACCUUCAGUAGUUGUACUGUAAAAACUCUGUUGCUCUAAUAAAAGGCAUCACAUCCA